Messenger RNA from Aspergillus costaricaensis CBS 115574, 843 nucleotides. RefSeq lists its product as uncharacterized. NCBI's taxonomy places the organism in Eukaryota, Fungi, Ascomycota, Eurotiomycetes, Eurotiales, Aspergillaceae. The transcript has 4 exons. The record is from RefSeq and is a predicted model, not a curated record. The coding region runs from base 1 to 843 and encodes 280 amino acids.
AUGGCACCAGGAAUUCCUGCACGCUCUCCUUCUCCGGAGCCACCCCUCAGUGUCAAGCUUCCUCGACCAGUAGCCCAAAAGAUAGUCAUUGAAAUCGUCAAGUUCGUUCCAUCAACGGUUGAGUAUACCGAGUUAACGUACGAAGAAGUUGAGCCUGAGGACGGUUUGCUCGUCGCUAGGACACUGGCAGAACAUCCAGAAAUCGAGAGAAGAAGCUCUAGAGUCAAUUUCAACUCGGUUGAAAAGACCCUGUGGAUCCGUGUUAUGCCGAACUUCCUCCAUAAUGCUCACCAGCAGUGGGUUAUGUCCGCCAUGUUGGAUUGGGCUUAUAACGGCUCGGUGAAGAAAGGAGAGCAUCUCAAGAUUGCCUUCGGUGUCGGAACAAGGUUUGAAGGAUUCAUCGGUGCUUACACAUCUUCGUCUAAAGAGCCAGAUCUAUACCUGUCCGCCCGUACCGAUAGAAUGCCAUCAAUUGUGAUUGAAUCAGGAUGGUUCGAAAGUUUUCCACGUCUCCGAAUCGACAAAGACUUGUGGUUACGUGGCACAGUUGAAGUGGAAUAUGUUAUACUCUUGAAGUGGAGCAAGGUGCGUAAUGAUAAGGUCAAAGGAUCUAUUGAAGUCUGGGGACGUGGAAACACAGGUAGCCUCCAUAUUCGUGAGCUGGCCGUCUUUCCGAAACCCGAUCCUCUACCCAUCGAAGAAUCUAUCUGCUUUACGAAACAACAGUUGUUUGGUGGAAUCCCUGUGUCUAACCCAUUCACUGUACUAUUACUCGAGAUUCCAAGACUUCGAGAAUUUGCUGAAGAAAUUCUGGUGAACUUGAUGGAGCUCAGCCCACGUUAG